Messenger RNA from Lingula anatina, 2319 nucleotides. RefSeq names its product TBCC domain-containing protein 1. Gene Ontology annotation, cellular component: spindle pole centrosome. Gene Ontology annotation, biological process: maintenance of Golgi location; maintenance of centrosome location. The record is from RefSeq and is a predicted model, not a curated record. NCBI's taxonomy places the organism in Eukaryota, Metazoa, Brachiopoda, Lingulata, Lingulida, Lingulidae.
UCCGUGCUGAACUGAUGUUAGUGUUUGGGGUGAAGGUCGUUUAUUCAUUUUGGUGGUGGAAUUGAGGCCCGCGCGGGAUGAGUUCUCCAUCAUCGGUGAUAUUGUGGGUGAAAGCAGAACCCUUCAACUAUGGGGCACUCCAGGUGGCACCACACCCUCGCCUUUCACCACACAAUGUCAAAAAGAUUGUGCCUUAUGCUAAGACCAAAGGGAAACUUGGAUUUCCACAACUGAGCUAUUCAGUGUGGAAGCACAUAGCUUGCAACAAACUGCAGCUAUCAGAAGACCUAGCAUGGAUGUAUUUUGAGGGUUAUUUACUACUGAGUGACAUGCCAUCAGGACAAAAGGUUGCUCUUUACAAUCAGUUAGCCAAGUGUAAAACAUCAGCAGAUCGUGACAAAUGGCGGGCACAGCUGACAGUGGACACCCUGAAAUUUGUGCUGUUACUGUACAUACAGCAACUUCACAAAAUCAACUUGCGGACAUCUAUGGUACUGAAUGAGGAAUGGCCAAGUAGAUCAAGAUCCCCAGAGCUAGAGGGCAGGUCAACACCAUCUUCAUCUAAGGCACUGGAUGAACACAGUCACCUGACCUUUGUGUUAAACCACCUGAAUGAAUUAAUGGAAUUACUUAUUGAGCCAGAUGCAUAUGGUACUGCAGGCAGUGAUGUGAAUCUCAGUAUGGAGGCAGUGGAGGCACUCAGUUUCAUCAUUGCAGGGUCUAUUGACAGAAGCAAGGCUGUGACACCAAUACAUGAACUGGCACUAACACCACAGGCUGUGAAAGCUAAGAGUGGAUUCUCAAAGAUCACUGGGACGUUUUCCUUUAGAAUGCUCCAGUCUUGGUUGCGGGCAACCUUAACAACCAAUCCCUUUGGUAUUGGGUCAUGUAUUGCCACUGGAAGGAGACUUUCAUGGCCAAUGGCAGCUGAGGACAAGGAAAGUAAAGGGGAAAACUUGGGCAAGAGAGGAAAGAUAGCCACAAAUGCCCACCUGGUCCCAAGGGAACAUAUCAUGGGCAACAAAGUUAUAAUUAUGUCUCAAGUCUGCAAGCAGACAAUCUCACGGAGUUCUGGUACUCUAGAGAUGGCUACAGUCAAAGUUCAUAGGUGUCAUUUUGCCUAUUUAUAUUUAUUGUCCCCUAUUAGGUCUGUGAGUAUUGAAAAGUGUCGUAACUCCACCAUCAUCCUGGGUGCUGUGGACACAGUGGUUCACGUCAAUGCUUGUGAACAGGUCACAGUCAUAGGAGCAUGCAGGCGCUUCAGUGUCAGUAACAGUACAUUGUGUACAUUCCACCUCCUGACCCCCACAAGACCCCUGAUAUUAGGGGGCAAUGACAGCCUAAUCUUGGCCCCCUACCAUACCCACUAUGCCAAGCUGGAAGACCACAUGGCUACAGUGGGCCUGCCAUCAGUACCUAAUGUCUGGGAUCAGCCUUUCUGCGUAGGUCCUGACCACCAUGAAGACCAUCCAGUCUGGGAACUCAUGCCACCUGCAGAUUUCUACACCUUCAACAUUCCAUUUGAAAUGCAAGGGAAUACCAAGGCAAUUCCAUAUGAAAUCCCCCCCAAGUACAAAAAAGCCAUCAGUCAGCGGGAGAAGCAGAUAGACCUGUGGCAGAAGACUGUGAAGGAAGCUGGGCUGAGUAAAGAGCAAAGGAAACAGUUCCAGCAGCUGGUAGAAACACACUUUCAGGACUGGCUGGUUGAGAGUGGCCAUAAACGAGAAGUGGAUGGUUUAGCAGCUCCUGCCGAUGCCAAGAAAAAAGGAACACCUUGAAAUAACUGAGAAUUUUAGUCCCCAAAAUAAUAUAACUAUUGCUUCUUAAAUGCCAAAAUGAAGAGAUGACAAUGUGUAAAGGAAAGUGAUUUACUUAAACGAAGUCCAAAUAUCCGACCCAUGAAAUUUGAUACAUUUAUUAUUUAUGUGCUUUAUAAAGCAAUGAUAUUCCAAAUGUAUUUGUAUCCUGUUGAUAAAGUUGCCAUGUUUAAAGACUUAUACACCCAAUUGUUUGCUAUUCGUGAAGUGCUUUGUGUAUCUGAAGCUUACUGCAAAGGAUUUCUUUCCAGUAGAAUGAUUUUACGUUGACAUUAAUCCAGCUUUGAAAUUUUUGCAUUUAAAAAUCUAUCUGACCAUUUAAUGUUUAAAUAUAUGAUGAAAUUUUGUUAAGGUAAAUGUCUUACUUGUAGUUUUAUUUCAUUUUGUUAUUUGGUUUGUCAAUGUGACUGUUCAGAAUUAGUAUAUUCUAUACAGAUAUUUUGAUUUAUAUAUAGUUUUUUUUUCUACACUAUGUCUUGUUGUACUAUUGUACAUAAACUAU